This is a messenger RNA of Carcharodon carcharias (great white shark), 1058 nucleotides long. RefSeq names its product cystatin-B-like. Bases 102 to 407 code for a protein of 101 amino acids. Gene Ontology annotation, cellular component: cytosol. The transcript is spliced from 3 exons. Lineage: Eukaryota; Metazoa; Chordata; Chondrichthyes; Lamniformes; Lamnidae. Gene Ontology annotation, molecular function: cysteine-type endopeptidase inhibitor activity. The record is from RefSeq and is a predicted model, not a curated record.
AGGAUUACGGGUGAGUGGGUGGAGAUUCUGGGUUUUGUUCCAAGCCGCAGCUACAUUGUGACAUUCCACAGUUACAUUGGGAACCAAGGCAUUUAGCAGCGAUGAGUGAACCGAAGUGUGGAGGCACUAGCUCUGAGAAAUCGGCUACCCAGGAGCUUCAGCAGCUUGCUGAUUCCAUGAAGCCUAAGAUUGAAGAAGCUGCUAAAAAAACAUUUGAUGUGUUUGUUGUAAAAUCUUACAAGACUCAAGUUGUAGCUGGGAUCAACUAUUUCAUUAAAAUUCACGUUGGUGGCGAUGACUACGUGCAUGCAAAAGUAAAUGAAGCCCUUCCUUGCAAUGGAAGUGCAAGGAAAGUUACUGGUGUAAAGAUCAAUAAAUUACACCACGAUGAAUUAACCUAUUUUUAAAACAAACUUUUUUUAAUGUGCUAGGUCAGAGCAAGAAGAGUUUCUCAGCUUGUGCAGUUCUCUCAUGGGUGUCUAUGUGCCUUUAUUUUUGGGGGGGGUGAGGGAAGGGGAAGAGGAACGACACUGAGCUUUGCCUUCAUAGACUUCUAAAAUGUUUUAAUUGUUAAAUUAAAUGUUUAAAUUGUUUUAUUUUUUUCUUUCCCCACACCACCUCCAAUGCCAGCUGAGAUGGUCACCAAGUAUUCCUUUUUUCUAGUUUUCAAUGAAUAGCAACUUCUUAGUUACAAGCGUGUUUGGGAAAUCAAAUAAAUUGAUCCAGGAAAAUGCACAACAGAAAUUUUGGUUAGCUGGUUUUGCUCCAGCCUAACCUCAGAGGUGGAGAGAUUACACAAUUACGGCAAAGAGUAAUGUAAAAUGUCUUAAAAAUCAUACAAUCCUAAUGGAAAUUAUCAAUUUUUCUAGAUUGUUCAUUUGUAUAAUGAAAACACAGGCAAGCAUCUGUUUCUGUACUAAAUCUUGUACCCUGUUUACUGGAGAUUAUGUGAAAGAGAAAAAUUCGAAUAAUUUGCAUGCUUUAUAAGAAUGUAGUAUAAGUUUGUAAGGAAUUGUAUUAUAAGGAACUGCAUUGAAUAAAUAUUGCUCUACACAUUA